Molecule: messenger RNA, 1442 nt
Organism: Cajanus cajan (pigeon pea)
Lineage: Eukaryota; Viridiplantae; Streptophyta; Magnoliopsida; Fabales; Fabaceae
Gene: IAA11
Product: indole-3-acetic acid inducible 11
Biological process (GO): regulation of DNA-templated transcription
Cellular component (GO): nucleus
Source: RefSeq, a predicted model, not a curated record
ACCGCACAAUUUAGACCAGACAUGUGGGCCCACACUGCUUAGUGCCCUUUCCCUCUCUCUCUCCGACACUCUCAAUUCCAUCACCAUUUCCACCUAACCGUUUAUUAUACACUUCUUCCCUUCAAAUUCAUCCACCCCUUUGCCUUCUUCUUCCCCAAUUCUCCCAAAAAUCUUAUUUUUUUUCCCUUCUCAGUGAUUGUUCCAAUUGUGGGUCGAUGUCAACGCUGUCCAAAGAUGACAACUUGGUGCUUUCUUCGGAGGACUCUUCGUGCCCAGAAGAGUCUGAGCUUGAAUUGGGUCUUGGGUUGAGCCUCUCUGGCUCUUCAAAGUCUCACCACCAUGUCCAUGCCCCUCCUCCUCCUCUUCCUCCUCUUUCUUAUGCUAGAAUUUACACUGCUAGGGACUUUCCUUCUUCAGCAUCAUCACCUUCUUCUUCUUCUUCUUCCUCUCCCAACUUCACUGCUGGCACCAAGAGAGCUGCUGAUUCUCUUGCUGCCAAUAACCGUCCCAGUCAAGUAGUUGGAUGGCCUCCACUUCGAACAUAUAGAGUGAAUAGCUGCAACUACAAUAGCCAUACAAAGUCACCAGAAGUAUUUGACUCUGUGGCUGAGAAGAGUAAGAACAAUACUACUGCAGUAAGGAAGAGUGCUGACAAUGGCAAUGAUAAUAACAUUAAUGCCAAAGAAAAAAGACACCUCAGGAGUUCCCUGUUUGUCAAGGUAAAUAUGGAUGGGAUACCAAUUGGAAGGAAGGUCGAUUUGAGUGCUCAUAGUUCCUAUGAAACCUUAGCGCAAACAUUGGAGGAUAUGUUUAAUGAAUCAACUACAGUCAUCACUUGCAAAGGAUCAAAUGGUGAGGACCAUGGCAUUAUUAUUGGAGGAGAAAGGCAUUCAAAAUUGUUGGAUGGAUCUUCCAAGUUUGUGCUCACUUAUGAAGACAAGGAAGGAGAUUGGAUGCUUGUUGGAGAUGUUCCUUGGGGGAUGUUCAUUAGCUCAGUGAGGAGGCUAAGAAUCAUGAGAACAUCUGAGGCUAAUGGACUUGGACCUAGAUUGGAAGAAAACAUCAGACAGAAAAGUAAACCCAUAUAGAAACUAUUUUCAUGUCCAAGGACACAGAACCUGUCUCCUUAAAUGUAAAACAAAUAGAAGAAGGGGAAAAACAGAAAGAGAAAGAAGUACAGGAAUACUGCAAGUAUAUGGAGUUUUGAGAUUUAAAUGAUCAAAUCUCGCACUUUUGUUUAAUUAAUUCAGUUUGUUUGUUUGUUUAAUUUGGUAUCUUUGUCACUGCCUCUCUAUUCAUCUCACUUGGAGGGUGCAGGCAUAUAGAUUUCCUUGCAAUACUACUAAUCAUACAAGUCAGACUGCUUCUUAGUGUUGUAAAUGCGAGAUGUUUGCUAACUUUGUCAGCUAUAAAGUUUUGAUUGAACUUUAUUUUACUGUAAA